Messenger RNA from Lathyrus oleraceus (garden pea), 643 nucleotides. RefSeq names its product heavy metal-associated isoprenylated plant protein 39. Gene Ontology annotation, molecular function: metal ion binding. The transcript is spliced from 3 exons. Lineage: Eukaryota; Viridiplantae; Streptophyta; Magnoliopsida; Fabales; Fabaceae. The record is from RefSeq and is a predicted model, not a curated record. The coding region runs from base 139 to 531 and encodes 130 amino acids.
CAAGUGUCUUAUGCUAACUUUCCCAAGACUUAAGUUGACUUCUUUUCCUUUAAAAUACUAUCAAGCUUAGAUAAACUUCACUACACCAAUCCUUGUAGUUUCUGCCUCACUCACACUUUAUCAACUCUAUCAACAUCAAUGAAUAAAAUAGUGCUGCAAGUGGAAAUACAUGAUGACAAGACAAAGAAAAAAGCCAUGAAGGCGAUCUCUAAUAUUUCAGGAGUUGAGUCAGUGUCUUUAGAUAUGAAGGACCAGAAAUUAACCUUAACUGGAGACAUAGAUCCUGUGCAAGUAGUGACAAAGUUGAGGAAGCUGUGUCUUCCUAAAAUAUUGUCUGUUGGACCAGCCAAGGAGCCUAAGAAAGAAGAGAAAAAGAAGGUUACAGAGGAGAAAAAGGAUCAAAGUAAGAACUCAGCAGCACAUGGGGUUGUGAAGGUUUGUGAAGCCUAUCAUUAUCCUAUGAUGAUGGCACAACCACAAUACUAUUACACUAGUGUGGAAGAGAAUCCUAAUGCAUGUGUUAUCUGUUAAGUUUCAGAAUAAUUGAGGAAAAAGUACAUUGUUUUUAGUUCUGUUUUUUUUCUCCUUGUUCUUCUUUUCUUAAUGGUUAUUAAUUUCCUGGCGAUUUAGUUGUUUCUAAGAA